ACGAAAGCAGAGAGGUCUUUAUGGUUCGCUAAAGCAUUUGGUUUGGAUGUAUCCUCUAUCAAAUUUGAAGAUGAGGCCGGUUUGCACCAUGAAGUAAAAUAUAGCUCACCUAGAGAGGGCACUGAUAAAACAUUGAUAAAACAAUGCAAGGACGAUUUAAACAAAUUGGUUCACAUUUCCAGAACACCAGGGCAGGCUGAAGGAGCACAACUGGAUUUUGAAAGUGAAUUGGCAGAUGUAUUAAGAAACAAGGUGGGUUAAUUUAUCAAUGCAUAUGAACUAAGCUUUAAAAUUUAUUGAGUUUAUUGAAUCAUUUUGAUUUAUCUCUUGAAAUUUAAUUCUAGAUUCAAAAAGGUGAAAUCCAAGUGGAAAAUGGUGAGAAAGUCAGGGUGAAAUUUAGUGGGGAUGGAGCCAACAUGACUCGCAAGAUUUCAUUUGUUGUCAUUUCUUUUUCUGUUAUUGAUAGUGAUGAUGUAAUGUCAUCAAAAGGUUAGUACAAUUUUGUUACUACAAUUUCAUUCCAACAUUUGGUUCCAACCAGUUGUGCUACAUGUCCUGGUCAUUAUUUUGGUAAUAUAAAAUAUAAUAUCAUAGCUAUCUCGAAUUCCUUUGUUUCGCGAGGCACGAUUAAUGACUAAUUUACCUCAUUGCUAAAGCAUGAGGGACGAUUAGAAAUUAAUCACUCCACGGGACGAUUAGUUACUCAUCGUCCCUCAUCUUUAUCAUAACCUCUUAUAUUGAUGUUCAAUUAAAUACUUAACAGGCAUGAAAAAUCAACCGUAACCUCAUUAUCGAACAUCCCAAUAGUCAUUAGUAUCAAAAAGCAAGCACGCCUUUUCAUUUCAACUUAUUCAAUCGAAGGAAACCGUUUUAUUGUCUCGGUAGCUAUGAUAUUACAAAGUGAUAGCAUUGCAUUACGGUCGAUUAGUGAUGAAAUGUCCCUCAAAUUAGUGAUGAAAUGUCCCUCGGCUUUCGGGUACAUUUAAUCACUAAUCGCUCUGAAUGCCAUGCUAUAUUACUUAUAAUUAAUAUUGCACCUUUUAUUAAUUUAUAGGCAACCACACGGUUGCUGUUAUUAAAGGGCAAGAAAGUUAUGAGCUUCUGAAGUGCUCUUGCUCUGAGUUAUUCAAAUCAAUCAACAAAAUUACUAGAGGGGGAAAAAUUAAAGUAGACGAUCAGGAUGUAAUGGUGGAUAUGUUUCUUGGGGGUGAUUAUAAGGUAAUAAUUAAUUUUCAUACAUCUGUACAUUAAAUUUACAAAUUCAAAGAAUGGUAAUUUUGAUUAUUGAAUUUUCAGUUUCUAUUGGAAAUAUGCGGCAUGAAAGGGGCCACAUCUGACCAUUCUUGCGUUUGGUGCAAACUUCACAAAAAGCACAGGUAAUCUGUCAAAAAUGGCGCAGCUAAAACAUGCGAUUAGAAAUAUCUCUAUAUUCUUGAGUUUCAGUACGGUAUUUUGCAGUGAAUCUGACGGGGGGUCAACCUAAAAUGUGUUGAUGUUUAUGUUGUACUGGAGUGAGCAAAUGAUAGGAAAUUGCAUGUAUUUGCCACCAAACACAAGGCCAACACAUACAGUGAACAAUUAAUUCACUCUGAUGACUAUGUCUCGACUUAAAGUUGACCCCCCCCCCCCCGGUCAAAUUUAUGAAGUCAUAUGAAACCCAAGAAUAUGUUACUUCAGUUCUUCAACAAUUUAUGUUAACUUUUAUUACCUUAGACAUGACAUGACGAAACCUGAAAAUUAUUGUUGGGAAAUUCCUUUGGUGAGAUCCCUGGAAGAUAUUAUUGAAUGCGUUAGAAAACAGACGUACUCUUGUGUGCAUCCGCCUUUGUUGAACAUUGGACUGCGGAACAUUGUCCCUGAUGAAUUGCACUUGAUGCUUCGAGUCACUGGUAAUAAUGAGUAAUAUUAAAUUAACUUAUCUGGAAACACUAUAUCUUUGGUAUUAGUAUGUUUCCACACAAUUUGCCAUUUGUCUUACUUUUCAUUUUCAAACUAAAUUGCUUAAUAAUCAGUGUGUAAACAAACCUCUGUGUGUAAACAAAGAGACCACAGGUUUAGGAAUAAAGUUAAUAUUUAUAUAACUUAUUUAAUAGAUAAUUGAUUUAUUCCGACACUGCAUGAACUGCGAAGAUGAGGUUUAAAUUAUAGUAACUGUACUACAUAAUUUAAAUUUAUAUUGGCACUUAUACAUAAUUUAAAUUUAUAUUGGCAGAUGUUUUGCUGAACAACUUGAUAUUAGGAGCACUGUCUUUAGAUGCAAAAGACAACCACAAUAAGGCUCCUAAUCAGAGAAUGACUGGGCAUAUAGAUGCUCUUUUAUGUGCAAUAGGAAGUUGUGGUGUGUCUUUCCCAAUAUGGGAGAAAAUGAAUGCUAAUGGUAGUGGGAGUGGAACAUAUGAUUUUACAAGUCUAAUGGGUCCAGAUGAGAGAUUACUUCUUGAAAAGCUUGCAAAAAAUUGGAAAUCAAUCCAGAUGCUGUUGAUCAAAAUAUCCAACAUAGUGUUAUUAAACUAUGGAAUGUCCUAA
Molecule: messenger RNA, 2526 nt
Organism: Paramuricea clavata
Lineage: Eukaryota; Metazoa; Cnidaria; Anthozoa; Malacalcyonacea; Plexauridae
Source: the annotation of a GenBank genome assembly